Camponotus floridanus (Florida carpenter ant) is the source of this 1760-nucleotide messenger RNA. RefSeq names its product protein ALP1-like. Bases 404 to 1699 code for a protein of 431 amino acids. The record is from RefSeq and is a predicted model, not a curated record. Lineage: Eukaryota; Metazoa; Arthropoda; Insecta; Hymenoptera; Formicidae. The transcript has 4 exons.
AAUUCGGUGGUGCUUCCGAGUACGACGUGGUCCGAUGAAGAGAUCAUCUUACUCGAGAAUUCCUUUCAAAGAUCAUGCAAAAGAUCAUGCAAGGAACAAAGGAAUUACUAGUAUAUAAACCCCGGAUUUCGGGCGCGAGCGAACAGUAGUAAUAAUAAAGCGGGGUCUACAAUGCAGAGUCGUAGAGUCGCAGAGUCGUACAGUCGUAGAGUCGCAGAGUCGCAAUGUCAUGAUGCUUGUCUACAAUAGCUUUUCGCAAAUCGCUAACAACCAAUCAGAGCUUUUUAGUAACCAAGGUAGGGUAUUGGAACGCACCCCAGAAAACAACGUUCUGCUAGUGAGAGGUUAUCCAUAGGUCCAUAGGCGUUCUGAUAGUGAGAGGCUGUCCAUAAAGUUUUUAAAUAUGAAUUGCUUGCAAUUGCGUGUAAUUUUUACUAUAUUAUUAUUAUCUGGUGCAUAUUUGCAUGUGACAUCGAUAUAUUUAAGAAAGAGACGCUAUAAAAGGAGAUGGUGGAUAAGACCUAUCAACCGAACUCGAAACGAUUUGGGAUAUUUCAAUAAACAAUUUAAAGAAGCAUAUGAAACAGAUCAUGAAGAAUUUUUUAAUAUGACACGAAUGAUACCUUCUCAAUAUGAUCAUUUAUGUAAUCUUGUCAGACCUCUGCUCACAAAAAGAAGUUUACGAGAACCUAUUUCAGUAAAUGAACGAGUAGCUGUUACUCUCUUAUUCCUUGCUCAUGGUGACAGUGCCAAGUCAAAAGCAUGGGAUUUCCGAAUUGGCAAAUCAACUAUAUAUAAAAUUAUAUAUGAAACUUGCGAUGCAAUUUGGCAAGCUCUUCAUGAGCAAUAUUUACCCAAACCUUCGAAAGAGAUAUGGGAAAUGAUAAUUGAUGGAUUUUGGAACAAGUGGAAUUUUCCUAAUUGUAUAGGCGCACUAGACGGGAAACACAUCACUAUUCAAGCUCCACCGAACAGUCAUUCUUUAAAUUAUAACUACAAAGGAUUUUUUAGCUUUAUAUUGAUGGCAAUUUGUGAUGCCAAUUAUAAAUUUAUCUGGGUUGAUGUCGGUGACUAUGGUUCUAAUAGCGAUGGUGGAGUAUGGGCGAACAGUAAUCUUGGUCGAAGUUUGGAAUCUGGUACAGUAGACAUCCCAGCUCCAAAAUUAUUGCCUGGUACAACAACUUUGCUGCCCUGUACUUUAGUGGGAGACGAAGUGUUCCCUCUCAAAACGUACCUCAUGAGACCAUAUCCAAGAAAAUCGCUCACCAGUGAUUCACAGCGAAUUUUUAAUUAUCGCUCGUCCAGAGCAAGACGAACAAUUGAAAAUGCUUUCGGGAUUCUUACUUCUAGAUGGAGAAUUUUAAGAAGAUCAAUUCAAUGCAAGGAAGAAACUGCUCAUAAAAUUGUGCUUGCUCUUGUUGUUUUGCACAACUACAUUAUGUCCUUUAAUGAACGCAAAUAUUAUCCGCUACAUUUUGUGGAUCAGGAAGUUAAUGGUAUAAUUACUCCAGGGCAAUGGCGCAAUGAAGAAUUAGGAUCACAUAUUGUACGUAUUAGUCAAGUUGGCUCAAACCGAACUGCUUACACUGCAAGUGUUCAACGAGACAUACUGAGAAAAUAUUUUAUGACAAACAUUGGAGCAGUUGACUGGCAAUUUGACUGUGCAUUGAGGGGUUACAACAUUAAUAUCUCUUCAUAGCAAUGCAAUAUGUAUAAACAUGUAUGUGAGUUAGCAAGGAAGUUUAGAAAUAAAAUACUAA